Drosophila busckii is the source of this 3048-nucleotide messenger RNA. RefSeq lists its product as uncharacterized. The transcript is spliced from 9 exons. The record is from RefSeq and is a predicted model, not a curated record. NCBI's taxonomy places the organism in Eukaryota, Metazoa, Arthropoda, Insecta, Diptera, Drosophilidae. Bases 1 to 3048 code for a protein of 1015 amino acids. Gene Ontology annotation, molecular function: acyltransferase activity, transferring groups other than amino-acyl groups.
AUGAGCAAUUGCCGCUGGGCUAUGCUGCUGUUGCUGCUGGCAACUUCCAAUGCAGCAGAGACAAGCAACAGCAGCAACACGGCCGCCGCCGCCUUGCGUGGCAACUUUGGGUUCCAGCAACAUUUUGGCAAUAUAACGAUACUGCAUGAGGUAAAGUCAGCGGAGGCGGAGGAGCUGCCAUUGCAGCUGAAUACGCACGAAGUGUUGCCGCUGAAGCCGUUGAAAAAGAAACCCUAUUUACCGUUAGAGAAGGUGCUGCCAGUGCUGGACUACAUCAAGCCGCAGCCGCUAAAGGAAUACGAACUGCAUCCGGUUACUUUCGAUUUCAAUUUGGGUGACUUGGAGGAUCUGGAGCAUGAGGUCAUUAAAAAAGCUGAGCUCAAUAGCGAGGAGCAGCAUGUGCUGGCCACAAAUGUUGAAGACAACGAUACAGUUGUUGUUGACAUUGCUGAGCUGACAACAGAAGCAGCAGCAGCAACAGCUGCCACAACAACAGCAACAGCAGAAACAGCAGCAACAACAGCAGCUGUUGCCAGCUCCACGCCCAGUUCACAUAUUCUAAAGAUACUACGCAGCAAGCCGCCCACAAAAAAGGGGCGUGAGCUGCUCAAAGCAAGCGAUUUGGAUUUACAGCUCAAGACUUUGGGCAGCACCAUCAACAGCAUUAGUCACUAUCUGGCCAACAAUAGUGCAACAUUGGCUAACAGCAGCAGCAGCGGCAGCGGCAGCGGCAGCGUUGGCGGCAGCUUGGCUGAGUCGCUUUAUGGCUCUGCUAACUAUUUUCAAAUUGUUACCAAUCUCUAUGAUCAUUUCUAUUGGCAAAUCGCUGAGAUACGCACAAAUGUGCGCAAUGCUUGCGCCUUGGAGAUGCAAGCGUAUCUCACAGCUUUGCAUUCGAGCUACGAGUGGGCGCAGCGAGCCUAUGACGCCUCUGGCCGCUAUCGAGGUCAACUGCUGUUCGGCAAUGACAAGUGGCUGGGGCAAUUGACCUUCUGCCUGGAGCUGAAUCGCCAGCAGGGGGAGGGGGAGCGCAAGCACAUCGAUCUGGAGUUCUUUGUGGCAGACAUAAUGCUGCACUUGCCGCAGCUGAACUUGACGCAGCAGCGGCAGCAGUUCCUCAGCCUGGGCGAGUGUCUGCCCAAGUCCUGUACGCCACACGAUGUACAGUCCGUGUUGACGCUAGAUCCUUAUGCCAGGAUGCUGACCAUGCUGGCGGGGCACAAUGCCAGCAAUGUGCAGCAGCCGGCGUUGCAAGUGCUGCGCGUGCGCACUGUGCCGGGUCCCUAUAGCCAUUGGCAGCAGCUCAAGUUCCAGGUGUUUAUCAGCUUUUUGCUUACACUGCUGCUGGUCAUGAUUGUGGCCACCUACUAUCAGCUGAAGAUCGAUGAGCGGCGUCUGGUGGCGGCGCCCAUACCCGCCAUAAGCGCCAAGUGCGAUGCGGCGCUCAAAGGCGGCAAUGGCAGCUCCGCGGACACCGCCUACUAUGGCAAGCCCUUUGAGCUCUUCCAGAUGCGUCCGCUGGCCAGCAAUGGCAUCGUAGCCAGCGAUAGCUCCUCACUCGAAAUGGACUUGAAUGGCAACAGGCAGCGUGUGGCAGAAGUUGCCGCUGCCGCUGCUGCUGCUGCUGCUGCAGAGACGCAAGCUGCGGAGCCAACAACUUCCAAUUGCGAUUCGCUGGGCAAGAGCGAAAUGAAUGAUUACCAAGUGGAAACGGGCAGCUGUGCGGGUGUUGCAGGCACCUACGAGGCGGAGCAGCCAAUUGCUUUACAUCAGCAGCUGUUGCUCUGCUUUGCACUGCAAACAAAUGCGAAGGCCAUACUAAACAUAGACAAGACCAAGGAGACACACACAUCCUGUUUGCAUGGACUGCGCGUCUUCUCAGUGCUUUGGACGAUGAUGGUGCACACAUAUUUGCAAAUGUUUGCAAUUGGUGAAAAUAAGUUUGAGCGCGUGAUAACGGAACGUUCAUUCUGGUAUCAGGUCAUAGGCAAUGCCACCUUCUCGGUCGAUUCGUUUUUCUUCAUCAGCGGCCUGCUUGUCACUUUGCUGUACGUUAAACAGGAGCGCAAGUGUCCUGCCGAGCAUGGAAAAUUCGUUAAACGCAGCUGCAUGGAAACAUUAAUGCUUCUCCUUUACCGUUAUUUGCGCUUGACGCCCGUCUACCUCUUUGUCGUACUCUUCAAUGAUUUCGCUGUGAGACAGGGCCUGGACUCUUCGGUUUUCCAGCCUGCAAAAAUCGAGCACAACACUUGCCGCAUCUACUGGUGGCGCAACAUUCUCUAUAUAAACAACUUCUUUCCACAGCAGGAGAUGUGCAUGAUGUGGAGCUGGUACAUGGCCAAUGAUAUGCAAUUCUAUGUCAUGGCCUCACUGCUGCUCGCGCUGUCCAGAAAAUACUUUAAGGCCAUUGCUGUGACGUUGUUUGUUUUCCUGAUUAGCUCCUGGAGCAUGGCGGGCAUUAUAUCCUUGCAACAUCAGUAUACCCAUAAGGUGGCGCUGCCCUUUGAGUCCUUUGACUUUCUAUACGACAAGCCCUGGCAACGUGUGGGCGCCUAUAUUGUAGGCAUGUUUGCUGGCUAUGCGCUGUACAAACUGAAGACGCCACCAAAAAUCUCCAGACGGAUGAAUCUAACUCUUUGGGCCGCCAGUUUGCUCACACUGCUGCUCGUUGUGUUUGGCGUGUGGGAGGGUGAACUGAGUCAAGUGAGCACAGCCUUCUAUGUGGGCGUGGCACACACUGCCUUUGGCUGCGGCCUGGUGUGGAUUGUCUUGUCCUGUUGCUGGGGCCUGGCGCCCACAGUGAAUGCGAUUCUCUCCUAUCGCGUGCUCUGGCCACUGUCUCGACUGACUUAUUGCGCCUAUCUGAUCCAUCCGAUUAUAAUGUUUAUAUGCUCGUCGCACAUGAGCGGAACGGUGCAUCUGAACAAUCCGAUGAUACUGACCAUGUUUCUGGGCAAUGCUGUCGUAUCCUUUGGCACCGCCUUUGUCAUAUCCGCGCUCUUCGAGGCGCCCGUCAUUCGCAUACUGAAGAUUUGCUUUAAAAAGUGA